Molecule: messenger RNA, 1353 nt
Organism: Penicillium roqueforti
Lineage: Eukaryota; Fungi; Ascomycota; Eurotiomycetes; Eurotiales; Aspergillaceae
Exons: 3
Coding region: 1-1353 (450 amino acids)
Source: RefSeq, a predicted model, not a curated record
AUGUCUACUGAAGAAGAACGAGGAGUGCACGUCCGAGUCACAAAGCCAAUUGUCUCUUUCCUACCCGAGACCGAAACAUCCAAGACCAUAGCAUAUGACCUUCAGCACAGUGACUUGCUUCCUGUGUAUGACUACGUCUCCUGGGAAUAUUUGAUGGCCGGCGUCGCCGUUGAGAACUCGUACUGCACACGUCUUCUUCUUCGUUUCCCUGCAGAUCCUGCCAGAUUCUCCGGUCUCGUCGUCGCGGAACCAUCUCACCUAUGGGGUGGAACAACCAUCUGGCGUCUCAUUAAUCGGUGGCUGAUGCGCAAUGGACACGCUUGGCUGGAAAUUGAUUCGCAAGCUCCCGCGGCACUUGACCAGAUCAAAAACGUUGAUCCCGAACGCUACAAAGACAUGCACUUUAUCCCUUGUCAGACCUUGAACGAGUUUUCCAGCAGCAUUCCCUCCUUCGAUAACGCAGAAGAGCUGUGGGAUAAUUACAGGAUCUUCAAGGAAAGAUGGUGGGCCGCAACUAGGCAGUCUCCGGAGAUUCUUGUUGCUGCAUCUCAUGCUUUGAGAUCUGGACAGCUGGGUAUCAAGGCCGAGCGCGUCAUACUAACUGGUCUUUCCCAGACUGCAGACUUGAUCAGAAAGUUCAUCCUCGAGUCUCUUCAUCUCCGACUUCCUGAUGGAUGUGCCCCAUUUGAGGGGUUUAUGCCAUGCCAAUGUGAUGCCGGCAACCCGCUCCCAGACUUGCACGAUGCAAAGAUCAUUGAGGUUCUUGGUGAGUUCGAGCUAAUUUACAUCAAGGCACUCUACGGCGGAAAGAAAGAGCCUUCCCAUCGUCGUGCUGAUAGCAAGUCAUUCCGACUCUACGAAGUUGCUGGUAUGUCGCAUCGCGAGACCCGAUAUCUCUCCAUGGCCGAUAAGAAGCGUUUGUUGGCUGUGGAUCUGGAAGGUGCCCAGUGGAGCACUUUCGCGAAUUCUUUCAUUUAUCACGCACUCUUUGAUGCUAUGGACAAAUGGAUUACGACCGAUGUUGCUCCCCCACGAGGUACAACAAUUGAUAUGGACGAAUCCGGGGAGAUUGAGCGAGACCAGUACGGAAAUGCGCUUGCUGGAGUCAGAACUGUUCAUACAGAUGUGUCUACUGCCAAAAUCAUUGAUGUUACCCCUCAGCCACAUCCUCAUUGGCACACUGGCACCGAGGUCCCUUUCAAAGAUGUCAAGUUGUGGGCUGUUUACAAAACGGUAGCCAACUAUCGGCGUCAGGCGGGCGAAGCCAUCGAGCGACAGAUCAAAGCUGGGUUUCUGCUGCCGGAAGACGCUGAAGUCCUGCGUCGCGAUACGAUUGAGCAAGUUUCCUUCUAA